Nothobranchius furzeri (turquoise killifish) is the source of this 4605-nucleotide messenger RNA. RefSeq names its product solute carrier family 13 member 2 (gene slc13a2). Gene Ontology annotation, biological process: transmembrane transport. The record is from RefSeq and is a predicted model, not a curated record. Lineage: Eukaryota; Metazoa; Chordata; Actinopteri; Cyprinodontiformes; Nothobranchiidae. Gene Ontology annotation, cellular component: membrane. Gene Ontology annotation, molecular function: transmembrane transporter activity.
UGCUAACGGAGAUUUAGACACCAGAUCAGAUUUGUGUGAGCCUCUUCAGCCCAGCAGCCGCCUGAGGAGCAGAUCUGUUGCCAGGUCUUCUUCCACCUCCUCCUGAUACUGGACCAGUGGUCAUCUGGAUCAGCGGUUGUUUUGAUCAGGGGGUUUUAGCUGUGAGAGCAUCAUGUGGAGCUUUAUAAAGUGGUUGUGGUAUCACAGAAACUACCUAAUCAUCGUCAUCACUCCUCUGGCUUUUCUCCCCCUGCCACUGGUCUUCCCUACUUCGGAGGCGAGAUGCGGCUAUGUGAUCAUUCUCAUGGCUCUUUUCUGGUGCACGGAGUGCAUGCCUCUGGCUGUGACCGCCCUGCUUCCAGUCGUACUUUUCCCCAUGAUGGGCAUCAUGAAGGCUGGAGAUGUCAGCAUCGAGUACCUGAAAGACUCAAACAUGCUGUUCAUCGGCGGCCUGUUGGUGGCCAUCGCAGUGGAGCACUGGAACCUUCAUAAACGCAUCGCUCUCAGAGUUCUGCUGCUGGUUGGCGUUCAUCCAUCCCUGCUGAUGAUGGGAUUCAUGAUCGUGUCAUCCUUCCUGUCCAUGUGGAUCAGCAACACGGCCACCACGGCCAUGAUGCUGCCCAUCGCUCACGCCGUCCUCCAGCAACUGAAAGCAACCGAGACUCAAGCAGAAGAACGAGACCUCCAGUCUGCAAUAGCAGUAAACCUUGCUUUUGAGAUGGACACGAGAGAAAGCAAGGAGGAUGUGUCUGAUGAAAAGAAGCUAGACCAAAAACUUCAGCAGGAAAAUGGUGUCGGUGAGAAUGAGGAGAAUCUUGGGUUCUCACAGGAGCUCAGGAGGAAAGCUAUGGAGGCCAAGUAUGACCUCCUAACUAAAGGGAUGAGCCUGAGUGUGUGUUACUCUGCUAGCAUCGGAGGCACGGCCACACUCACCGGCACAACCCCUAACCUCAUCCUGAAGGGUCAAAUGGACAAGCUCUACCCAGGAAACGGCGAUGUCAUCAACUUUGCCAGCUGGUUCGGCUUUGCUUUUCCCAACAUGGUGCUUAUGCUGGUGAUCUCCUGGUUCUGGCUCCAGUUCAUGUUUCUUGGCUUCAAUCUGAAGAAGACCUUCGGCUGCGGCGUGAACAGUGAUAGAGCGAAGGAGGCCUACGCUGUGAUGAGAGCGGAGUACAGGAAGCUGGGCGGCAUGAAGUUUGCUGAGGGAGCUGUUCUCACCAUCUUUGUCCUGCUCGUGAUACUUUGGUUCACCAGGGAGCCGGGCUUCAUCCCCGGCUGGGCGACGGUGCUCUUCAACAAGGAGGGCCCGUUUGUUUCAGAUGGAACUGUCGCCAUCUUUAUGUCAAGUCUUUUCUUCGUCAUCCCCUCACGGCUGCCAACAUGCGGCAGCUACGGACACAAUGAGGCAGGAAAGGUGGUGAAGGCUCCUCCGACUCUUCUGAACUGGAAGGUCGUCCAUGAGCGGAUGCCCUGGAACAUCAUCCUGCUCCUGGGAGGAGGCUUCGCUCUGGCUGCUGGCAGUGAGGAGUCAAAGUUGUCCGAAUGGCUGGGGAAUAGUUUGACACCCCUGCAGAGUAUUCCCCCAUUUGCCAUCUCGAUUCUGCUCUCCCUGCUCGUCGCGACCUUCACAGAAUGCUCCAGCAACACGGCCACCACCACGCUGUUCCUACCCAUACUGGGUUCAAUGGCCACAGCUAUCCAGAUACACCCUCUUUACGUGAUGCUGCCUUGCACAAUCGCUGCCUCUCUAGCGUUCAUGCUGCCCGUGGCAACACCGCCCAACGCCAUCGCCUUCUCCUUUGGAAACCUCAAAGUCGUAGACAUGGUGAAAACCGGCUUCAUGCUGAACAUCAUCGGGAUCCUCUGCAUUAAUUUAGGCAUCAACACCUGGGGAUACAGCAUGUUCAACAUGGGCACAUUCCCUCAGUGGGCCAACACAACACAUAGUCAUCCUUAAGUAUCAAAUACUGAAAAAAGGACUAAUUCUUGGUUUAAACUGGAAGCAAGUUCAUUUAUUUAGUCAAAAGGAAUAAAUCUGCUCCAUCAAGAACUUACGGCAAAGAUUUAUCAGAAAUGAUUGACACAAAUGUGAACAGUGCUGUUGAAUGUUUACUGUUAAAUAUGUGGGUGUUCAGUACUUCCUGGUACCAGAACCAAGUUUAUUUCCUCGUAGAGGAUUUCCAAAACGUCAUUCCUGUUAUCUCUUCAUGGGUUUACAUCUGAAGCCCACUUAAUUAUCUUAAUUGCUGUUUAUUCAUGCAGAAUCAAAAGGACAGAAGAUUAACUGUAUCAGUUAAUAUAACUUAUUAUGUUUAAUUAGUGUUUGAGCUUUUAGUUGCACAUUUUAUUGUUUAUCAGUGUUUUUUAAACAGUUUUUAUCAUAAAUACACAUCAACUUUUAUAACUCCAAUUUUUUUAAUACCAAAGUAGUUUAGAUGAAUAUGUAUGUGUUGUAAUUUAUUUGAUCAUAAAUAGCAGUACAUCUCAACAGGGGGGCCAGACCUUUCCAACUGACCCCCCAACCCUUUGGGCCCUCCCCCAACUGGAGGACUUAGAAGUUCAGCAGAAAAAUUCUUGUCCCAAAUAUCAAUAAUUGUUUAUAUUCUCCAAACACAACUAAAAUGACAAUCAAAACAGUUAAGAUGGAAAUAUUUUAACUAUUAAUAAAUUAAGAUAUGAUAAUACUUUAACUUUAUUUUAGAAGAGCAUCUGGCCCUCACAGUGCCUGCUGGAAAAAACUCCGACCCUUGAAUAAAUUUAGUUGAGGACCCCUGAUAUGCAGAGCUCAGCAGAAUUGACUGGUAUGACCAAAAAUAGGGACAAAAAUGUUCAAAUGAUGCUGUAAUGAUGCUUGCGUGUCUUUGUGGACAAAGAAAAUCUUUCAUUUAGGGACACAAAACGACCUGCGACAUCUCACUUCCCAACUCACGGAAACUCUUUAGAAGAGAUUUAUCAAGAGGAGUUUUGUCAUGAAGAAGACAUGAAAAUGUGAGAAAAUUAUGUCAGAAGUUGUUCUUUAUUGAUUUUACUAGAGAAGUGAAGUCCGGUAAAAAAUUUGAGGCACUUUUUCUUUCUUACAAGAUGAAUCUACACUCUAAGGGGCUCGACACACGGGAGGAGACAAACGACCGUGAUCAGCGAAAUUCGUCGCAGUCGCUUUUAUUACCUGACACACGGGAGGCGGCCAGCGGCAAAACCUUCUACGCGUUCUGUUCCAUGGCGAAAUCGAAACUUCCGUUGUUUUGUUUGGCUGUGUCAGGCUGGAGGGAAUUAAUGUUAUUUAAGCGGUUCAGAGUUUAAAAAAGUGGUAGAUAUGAUGUUUCAUAAGGUGCUGCUAGAGUUAUGUGAAAUCUUACUUCUGGUUUUACUAUAUAAACAUAAUAAUAAUCAACUUCUCCUCCAUGUUUGCUCGGAGAUGUACGGAGCAUCCUGUCUGCUCAUUGGUCAGUGAAUGAAACCUCCGUUGAUUGGUCCUCGUCCGAGCGACAGCGAUGAAAAGUUGAAAAUAUUUGAACUUUCUGGGAUCGCGUCGCUGGGUCGCCUGUGCACGACAGGUGUACGAGCGCAAAAUUUCACACGCACGUUUUUCGCACUUCGCUUGGUAGGAGGGAGACCCGCGAUUAUCACUUUGUUGCGCAUGUCUCAUUGAAAAUGAAUGGAGGAGAGGUGAUGUGGCCUCCUGUGUGUCGAGCCCAUAAGGAGGGAAAUGUUGAGUUAACUUAACUAAAUUAUGUCAACGGAUUUCACUAAAUCUAGUGGCUUAAAUGUAAAGAGUCAUAUGUAUUGUUAUGUGUUAUGUUAAAAGUUUAUGUGUAUUACUCUACAUUGAAGCAACUAGUGGAACCAGUUAACAGAACUUGGUUAGGUAAAUUUAACGUUUCAUUUUUUUAGAGUGUAUUUGAGGAAAAAAUAUGAAAAAAAGCAAAAAAGCUUAUUUUACUGGAAUGUAUCAUGCCCUUUCUGCUAUAGUGAAGUUUUAAUUCUGUUCUCACCAACUCAUUCUUUCGAGGUUGAACCAAAACAUUGUUUUGCAUUUACAAAAAAAAAAAAACUUGUCACGAUUCUUAUAUGGAUGCAUGAGCACCUUUAACAGAACAGUUAUUAAACUAAGCCUGAAUCUGCUCUCUGAUAACCCUGUUAUAUGGCUGUACUGCAGAUAAGCUCCCUGAAAUUAAAGUAUUUUUCAUUUAAAUCUGUUUCUGGGUGAAUUACGCCCAGCGAAAAUCAAGUUUCCCCAAACUGGUGCCUUCUGGCCUCGAUCUGCACAAAAAAACACGUUUCUCAAGUUCUUUCAUUAAAAGUUUGAUUCCAGUUGCUAUCAUGACUCUAGAAAUGCAUCGUCAGCAUUAAUGGGGGUCGAAAUGCACAAAUCAAUAUAAGGAAGGUGUAAAUGAAAAUGUGUACAGUGUGUUCAGAUGAAAAGGUUGAAGGAUAACUGUGAGAUAAGAGGCUGCCAGCAGGAUGUAAAAGAAGCGGCAGCCGCGUUCUACGGUGUUUAUUACUGGAGAACAUAAUAAAGUCAGAAUGUCCAAGGAGAGUUCUCUCCACAGUGCAUGUGAUAUCUGAGCUGUGUGUGUGUUCUCAUAAUAAAACAUUGUUAUCAAA